Molecule: messenger RNA, 465 nt
Organism: Saccharomycodes ludwigii
Lineage: Eukaryota; Fungi; Ascomycota; Saccharomycetes; Saccharomycodales; Saccharomycodaceae
Gene: YPD1
Product: Ypd1p
Exons: 1
Coding region: 1-465 (154 amino acids)
Biological process (GO): phosphorelay signal transduction system; phosphorylation
Cellular component (GO): cytoplasm; nucleus
Molecular function (GO): protein histidine kinase binding; histidine phosphotransfer kinase activity
Source: RefSeq, a predicted model, not a curated record
AUGACAAGUAUAAUACCUAAUGAUGUUAUUAACUGGGAUAUCCUAAAUGAAAUUAUAUCUAUGGAUGAAGAUGAUCCAGACUUUUCCAAAGAAUUAAUACGCCAGUUCAUUGAACAAGCUAAGCAAACAUUUGAUCAAAUACAAGAUUUACUACAACAAUGUGCUAGCAGCAGUGAUACAAGGAGUUUGUUGCAAGAAAUUAGCAAUUUGGGUCAUUUCCUAAAAGGUUCUAGUUCAGCUUUGGGUCUAACCAGAAUAGCUUGGUACUGUGAGUGUAUACAAAACUACGGGAAUCUAAAAAACUAUGGUGGGUCACAUACUAUAAGACAAGAUAAUGGCCCUAACAAUAAUAAUAAUAAUAUCCCUGCUUUUAUUAAGUUAUUAAAAAAUGCAUUAAAAAAUGCCAGAAUAGAAUUUGAAUUAGCCAGAUCAGAGUUAUCUAAAUAUUAUAAGGAGGAAUUAUAG